AUGAUCCCCUCUUUCAACUACAAGAAGAACGCAGCCUACGCGCCUCUCACCGUCCGUGAGACUCCCUCUACCAACAAAAAGACCUCGUUUUCUCAGCUGGCCAAGAGACAAUCAACCACUCCCACCGAGCAGAAAGCCCGCCCUCAGGCUUGGGUCGACACCCCUCAGCUGAUCUACUCGGCUUGGCCUCAGGCUGCUGGCGACAUUAACCAGCCCCUGGGCACGCUCCCCUCAGACUUCAAGAUCGGUCUCGUCGGAGCGGGUAUCACUAACGUGGUUCUCGCUUUCAACUUGGCCAAGGCUGGCGCCGAUGUUACCUUGAUCGAGGCGACUGAUUCUGUUGGAGGUCGGCUCCGUUCCCUCCCAACUCCUGAUGGGGUCAACGUCGCUGAGAUGGGCGCCAUGCGCUUCCCGCCCUCGGAGGACCUGCUCUACUACUACGCCAAUGCCUUCAACUACACUUUCAUUCAGAACUUCCCCGACCCUGGCAAGGUACCUACCAUUGUCUUCUACGAGAACAAUACCACUGACUGGGUUGACUCGAACACUCCCCCCUCUGGAUUUGAGAAGGUCAACAACGGCUGGAUCAAACUCAUCUCUGGUGGCCUGACCAAGGGCGGUUCCUCUGCUCUGACGGCGGCCUCUAAGAUGACCGAGUGGCUCAGCUCUUCAGAUGCUACCACCCGAGCCCAGGCAGUCCCUGAGUGGCAGAAGUACCUGGAUAACUUUGGAGACGACAGCUUCUAUUCGGCUCUCCAGCGCAUCUUUGGUGAGAACCACGAGUGGGACGUCCCAGGAGGCGAGGUCUGGACCGAGGAUGACUUCACGCGCUUUGGAACCUUGGGCAUUGGCUCUGGCGGCUUCGGUGCUGUGUACACCUCUGGCUUCAACUCCGUCUUCCGUCUCGUGGUCAAUGGUCUUGAAUCAGACCAGGCGGUCUUUGCGAAGAACACCACCAGCGGUCUCCAGCCAGCCGGCAUCCGUGAUCUCGCCACCACAAUCUGGGACAAGGCCACAGAGCUUGGGGUCAAGACCAAGUUCUCUACUGUGGCUGAAGUUACAAGCGGUGGUGGAGACCCUCUGGGCGGACUUGCCGUCGGCGUCCGGGAGACCACGUCGUCUGGCACCACGGACACCGAGUAUGACCUUGUCAUCGUCGGAACCAGCAACAGAGCCAUGACCUACGCUUUUACUCCAGUCUCGGAGACCACUGAGGACUCCAUUCUUUCGAACGAAGUUCAGCGGGGUAUCAACGACCUGCACAUGACGGCUUCUUCCAAGCUGUUCAUUCGCACCAAGAAGUUCUGGGAAAACCAGCCUGCUGGAUUUCCUCGUGUCAUUCUUUCGGACACCAACCUGCCCCAGACCUACACCCUCGACUACGGUCAUCCUGACUACGGUAUGGUCCUUGUCACCUAUGCCUGGGAGGACCUUUCUCUGCAGAUGAUGGCCAUCUCGGACCCUAAGGAGCUUCUGGCAGACCUCAAGACCCAAGUUGCCAGAAUCAUGCAGGAAACCGACUACGCCCAGUACGCCGACUACCUCACUCCCGUCACCGAUGACGACCUCUACCUCAUUCACUGGCCUCUUGAUCGCUACUCCUACGGCGCCUUCUCCCUUGGACUGCCGGGACAGGACGACGAUAUCUCGGCCAUGUUCUACGACUACGAGAAGUUUUCCAUCAACAACCAGAGCUCUCGCGUUCUCAUCAACAGCGACUGCACCUCCUUCCUCGGUGGAUGGGUCGAUGGUGGCUUGCAGCCUGCCCAUAACACCCUCUCGGCUGUCUUUGAACAGUUUGGAUCUUUGAACCCUUUGGCAGCUUCCUUGGCCCCAUCCGCUCUUCUCAACUCUUCUUUGUACCAGUACUGA
Messenger RNA from Colletotrichum chrysophilum, 1872 nucleotides. RefSeq lists its product as uncharacterized. The record is from RefSeq and is a predicted model, not a curated record. Lineage: Eukaryota; Fungi; Ascomycota; Sordariomycetes; Glomerellales; Glomerellaceae. Gene Ontology annotation, molecular function: L-amino-acid oxidase activity; polyamine oxidase activity. Bases 1 to 1872 code for a protein of 623 amino acids. Gene Ontology annotation, biological process: amino acid catabolic process. The transcript has a single exon.